AUGCGGGUUCAAGCUUCCUACAUCUUGCCCAAGAAUGGAAUCCUUGGCGCUGAGACAUUUGCAACAUCGGCUACCGUGCUUGAAUUCGGCGGUGAGGGUGUCGGUGACUACGCUGUUGUCGACGGUCUAUUCGCCAAUAAUACCCUUCAUAUCUGCCCUGGAACUACCGAUAUCAACCAUUCACUCACCCGCAAGCCUGGUGUGAAAAAAUCUCAGCAGGCAAGUCAGACUGAUAUCGAUAUGAUGAACUCGAACGGAGUUGGAGGAGACGUGUUUAGUGGGAAUGGCGAGAAGACAGUGAAACUAGGAACCACGACUUUGAGGAUGCGAGAUUUGAAACCGUGGCAGUCACUAGCUACGUUAGCUGAACCAUUUUCGCCAAAGCAAUUUGUGAUCACCCUUGAGGGUGAGUAA
Desarmillaria tabescens is the source of this 414-nucleotide messenger RNA. RefSeq lists its product as uncharacterized. The transcript has 5 exons. NCBI's taxonomy places the organism in Eukaryota, Fungi, Basidiomycota, Agaricomycetes, Agaricales, Physalacriaceae. The record is from RefSeq and is a predicted model, not a curated record. Bases 1 to 414 code for a protein of 137 amino acids.